CUCCCCACGUUUCAGUGCUUUCUAAAUAUUACCACAACACAGUGAAUUAUUGUCAAAAUGGCACCAGCGUACAAAUUAAUUUACGGUGAUUAUAGGGGUGUGGCCGAAACGUCUCGUUUUCUUUUCAAAUACGGUGGAAUAGAAUUUGAAGAUGCCCGCGUCCAGUUCGAAGACUGGCCCCAGUGGAAAGAAAAAACUCCAUUUGGUCAACUUCCUCUUCUGGAACACAACGGCAAACAAAUAAACCAGAGCAUCGCGAUUGCUCGCUAUUUAGCCAAUCUUGUCAAACUUGCAGGGAACGACGACUGGGAAAAUUUGGAAAUUGAUUCUAUCGUGGAUACAGUUAGCGACAUUCGACAAAAACUGGUUCCGAUUGGUAGAGAGCAAGACCAAAUUAGGAGGAAGACUCUUAUUGACACUUUAAUUAAGGACUCGUUUUCGUAUCACCUUCCUCGUUUGGAAGCCAUAGUUGAAAAAAAUAAUGGUUAUUUGGCACUUGGUCGGUUGACGUGGGCUGAUUUUUACUUUGCUACGAUUUCUCCAAUGUUUGAUGCCAUCACUGGCCAGGAUUGUCUAGCCAAUUACCCAAAAUUGAAAGCUGUGAGGGACAAAGUUAACGAGCUCCCAGCUAUUAAGAAGUGGAUUGAAACUAGACCAGCAAGUGAUUUUGAUGUGAUCCUCACAUUUUCGUCAGUGAUCCGUGAACAUUCGUUCGCUAUACAGCUCAACACUCAAAUGGCACCAAAAUACAAACUUACUUACUUUGAUGGUUGUGGAGUGGCUGAAACCUCUCGCUUCCUUUUCAAUUACGGAGGAAUCGAUUUCGAGGAUGUGCGCAUAAAACAAGAAGAUUGGCCCCAGUUGAAACCAAAAACUCCCUUCGGUAUGGUCCCCCUUCUCGAACACAACGGAAAACAAGUGGGCCAAAGCAUAGCCAUUGCGCGUUAUUUAGCCAAAAAACUCAAACUGGCAGGAAACGACGAUUGGGAAGACCUGGAGAUUGAUGCAGUUGUCAAUACAGUUCAAGAUUUGUAUCAGAAGUUGGCACCUUUAUAUUACGAGAAGGACGAAUCUAAGAAGAAGGCGCUGAUUGAAACUGCUCAAAAAGAAACGAUCCCUUAUUAUUUGCCGCGUUUUGAAGAACUUGUUAAGAAAAAUAAAGGAUAUUUAGCGUUGGGUCGGUUGACCUGGGCCGAUUUCUACUUUGCUACAAUGUCUCCGACGUUCGAUGUAUUGACAGGCCGCGACAACUUGGCUAAAUAUGCAAAUCUGAAGGGUUUGAUGGAAAAAGUGAACGGGUUGCCGGCCAUUAAGAAGUGGAUUGAAGUUCGACCAAAGACUCAGUUUUAAACUGUGAUUGUUGUGCAAAAAUUAGCAACGUAAAAAAUAAAAAAAGAGUUAAUCCAAA
Molecule: messenger RNA, 1408 nt
Organism: Zophobas morio
Lineage: Eukaryota; Metazoa; Arthropoda; Insecta; Coleoptera; Tenebrionidae
Exons: 8
Coding region: 58-1350 (430 amino acids)
Biological process (GO): glutathione metabolic process
Molecular function (GO): glutathione transferase activity
Source: RefSeq, a predicted model, not a curated record